Molecule: messenger RNA, 3113 nt
Organism: Pseudoliparis swirei
Lineage: Eukaryota; Metazoa; Chordata; Actinopteri; Perciformes; Liparidae
Product: rho-associated protein kinase 2-like
Exons: 1
Coding region: 710-2584 (624 amino acids)
Source: RefSeq, a predicted model, not a curated record
UUGUUUAUGUUGUUCAGCUAGUGUAUCAUUUUCACACACACAAACACACACACACACAAACAGCUAAAGAUUAACAUCCCUUUCGUAAUUUUCAACAAAACCACCAGUCAAACCCGGCCUGUUUACACUGGACCCACGAGUCCAACAGACAACAUCUUGACAUCGUGAGAGAGACGAGACUCUUACGAACGCCGCGCUGUACUUUUGAUGCGUGUGCGGUUUAGGCGUGUGAGCUUCAGGGCAGUUUAUAAAAGUGGUACCGCCGGCUCUCCGACAGGAAAGCGUGGUCCGAUUUAACAUGGAGUUCAAUGGAGCAGCCGCUUGGAGUUCAUGACGCGUUCAGGCUCACAGAAGCAAAUCUGUGAGUCCGUUGGAUUUCACGGACGCAUGUCUACGACCGCAAGAACGUUCCCUACGUUCUGACCGGACGUGGUGCGCGAGGAGGGAACAUUGAGGAAGUUAAGACACUUUGUUUGGAACAAUUACGGCGUAUUGGUCCGGCUCCUCUGCACUCUAGCUCUGAACAUUCCGUUGAAUGCACUUUGCUGCCUCCAUGGCGAUGGAUGAUGUCAUCCCCCUGUGAUGUCAUCAAGUGAGUGAGCUUUGAUCUGUCCCUAGAGAGGAAGCUAUAUGUAGAGCCAGCUGAAAGGGAGAUGUUACAUUGCUUCUAUUGGAUUUACCUCUUCACUACGUCGGAUUUACUGAAAACAUGAAUUUGUAUCGCACAACCCAUCCUAUUGUCUCCAUCAGACCACCAGUCUUUUAUGGAGACAAGAGUUUCAUGGAGACCAUGUUUGGCCCUGAAGACCCUCCAGUAACUCCCCCAGAAGAAGAUUACCAAGAGUACCACAGCAAAAGGAUUUCAACUUUAAAGGACUGGACGAGAAAAUAUAUACGUAAGUCCAAAAUAACACAGCUCCACUCGUCCCAUAGAGUUCUGGGUCAAAGGUUUUGUGAAGUGUUGGACAAAUACAAAAUGUUGCAGGAGCAACUCCAAGAUGUGACUUCCAAUAACCUGGUCCUGGAGGAUAAAAACAGGGUCCUGAAAAUGACCCAAAUUCAACAGCUGAAGGAUGAAAUAAAGGUCCUGGAGGAGCAGAAACAGAUCCAGGAGACCGAAGUCCAACAACUGAAGAACGAAAACAAGGUCCUGGAGAAGACAAAACAGAUCCAGGAGACCGAAGUCCAACAGUUGAAGGAUGAAAAACAAGUCCUGGAGGAGCAGAAACAGAUCCAGGAGACCGAAGUCCAACAACUGAAGCACAAAAACAAGGUCCUGGAGGAGCUGAAUCUGAUCCUGGAGACCGAUGUCCAACAGUUGAAGGAUGAAAUAAAGGUCUUGGAGGAGCAGAAACAGAUCCAGGAGACCAGAGUCCAACAGUUGAAGGACGAAAAACAAGUCCUGGAGGAGACAAAACUGAUCCCGGGGACCAAAGUCCAACAAUUGAAGGAUGAAAUAAAGGUCCUGGAGGAGCAGAAACAGAUCCAGGAGACCGAAGUCCAACAACUGAAGAACAAAAACAAAGUCCUGGAGAAGACAAAACGGAUCCAGGAGACCGAAAUCCAACAGUUGAAGGAUGAAAAACAAGUCCUGGAGGAGACAAAACUGAUCCCGGGGAUCAAAGUCCAACAGUUGAAGGAUGAAAUAAUGGUCCUGGAGGAGCAGAAACAGAUCCAGGAGACCGAAGUCCAACAGUUGAAGGACGAAAAACAAGUCCUGGAGGAGCAGAAACUGAUCCCGGAGACCGAAGUCCAACAGUUGAAGGAUGAAAUAAAGGUCCCGGAGGAGCAGCAACAGAUCCAGGAGACCGAAGUCCAACAACUGAAGAACAAAAACAAGGUCCUGGAGAAGACAAAACGGAUCCAGGAGACCGAAAUCCAACAGUUGAGGGAUGAAAAACAAGUCCUGGAGGAGACAAAACUGAUCCCGGGGACCAAAGUCCAACAGUUGAAGGAUGAAAUAAAGGUAACGGAGGAGCAGCAACAGAUCCAGAAGACCGAAGUCCAACAACUGAAAAACAAAAACAAGGUCCUGGAGAAGACAAAACGGAUCCAGGAGACCGAAAUCCAACAGUUGAAGGAUGAAAAACAAGUCCUGGAGGAGACAAAACUGAUCCCGGGGAUCAAAGUCCAACAGUUAAAGGAUGAAAUAAUGGUCCUGGAGGAGCAGAAACAGAUCCAGGAGACCGAAGUCCAACAGUUGAAGGACGAAAAACAAGUCCUGGAGGAGCAGAAACUGAUCCCGGAGACCGAAGUCCAACAGUUGAAGGAUGAAAUAAAGGUCCCGGAGGAGCAGAAACAGAUCCAGGAGACCGAAGUCCAACAACUGAAGAACAAAAACAAGGUCCUGGAGAAGACAAAAUGGAUCCAGGAGACCGAAAUCCAAAAAUUGAAGAACAAAAACAAGGUCCUAGAGGAGACCAAACCGAUGCCGGAGACUGAAAUUCAACAGUGGAAGGACGAAAUAAAGCUCCUGGAAGACAUCUGUCUGAAGAUGAAAAAGAAGAGGAGAGUCUUUGGCAGGAUGGGGGACAGAGAGUUCGAGCUGGACAGGAUGAAAAGAAAAAUGCAGAAUACGAAUUAGGGUUUCUUCAAGGGUAUAUUCCAGAGGGCGGCGGCGUGCGACGACGGCCACACCGAACCCGUCCUUCAUUCGUCAGUGUUUCCGCCCCCCUGAAAUCUCUGCCCGCCACCCUGUAAUUGUCUCUAUGGUGCCAGAUUACAGCAGGAGUAAUUUAAGGUCCUUUUCGCCGGCUCCAGUUCCCCGUGUCCCGUCGCCGGCUCAAGUUCCCCGUGACCCGGCGGCGGUUCCAGUUCCCCGUGUCCCAUCGCCGGCUCAAGUUCCCCGUGUCCCGUCGGCGGUUCCAGUUCCCCGUGUCCCGUCGCCGGCUCCAGAUCCCGGUGACCCGGCGGCGGUUACAGGUCGCCGUGUCCCGUCGGCGGUUCCAAUUCCCCGUGUCCCGUCGCCGGCUCAAGUUCCCCGUGUCCCGUCGGCGGUUCCAAUUCCCCGUGUCCCGUCGCCAGCUCCAGGUCCCGGUGACCCGGCAGCGGUUACAGGUCCCCGUGUCCCGUCGCCGGCUCCAGUUCCCCGUAUCCCGUCGCCGGCUCCAGUU